AUGUCCGCGCACGCGACAACAGACCCCUUCGACGACGUCAUGAAUCUUGAAGAAAGGUUCUAUGAUGAAGGCUACACCCAAGGCACAAAAGAUGGCGACAGGGCCGGUAAAAUUGAGGGCCGCUCCGUCGGACUGGCAAACGGCUAUGAUAAGUUUUUGGAGAGUGGGCGUCUUUAUGGCAAGUCACUGGUGUGGGCAAAUCGACUACAAGUUCGAGCACCAUCAUCCGCCGAGGUAGAAGGCGCGGUGGCGGCAAGCACACCAGCAGGUCCCGCAUCGACGACGGUCAAAAAUUCAACAGGAGCCCAGAAUAAGUGUCUCCUACCGCCGCUUCCGAGCACAAAUUCUAGGCUUGAGAAGAACAUCAUUGUGGCACAUGCGCUUGUUGAACCGGACACUCUGUCAACUGAAAACAACGACGACGCCGUCAAUGAUUUCGAUGACCGGGUGAAGAAGGCGCAGGGCAAGGUCAAGGUCAUUGAGCGGAUGCUUGGCGAAAGUGAAACUGCUGUCCAUGGGAAGGCAGGAGGAGCCGCUUGA
This is a messenger RNA of Verticillium nonalfalfae, 540 nucleotides long. RefSeq lists its product as uncharacterized. The record is from RefSeq and is a predicted model, not a curated record. Bases 1 to 540 code for a protein of 179 amino acids. The transcript has a single exon. Lineage: Eukaryota; Fungi; Ascomycota; Sordariomycetes; Glomerellales; Plectosphaerellaceae.